Entelurus aequoreus (snake pipefish) is the source of this 1143-nucleotide messenger RNA. Its product is annotated as tetranectin-like. NCBI's taxonomy places the organism in Eukaryota, Metazoa, Chordata, Actinopteri, Syngnathiformes, Syngnathidae. The record is from RefSeq and is a predicted model, not a curated record. Bases 8 to 604 code for a protein of 198 amino acids. The transcript is spliced from 3 exons.
UCCAACCAUGGAGUGCAAAGGUGUGCGCACGCUGAUGCUCGUCCUACUGAUGGUGACCUGCUCGCUCCAGCAGACGCCACCAAAGAAGAAGCCGGUACGAAAAGAAAAGGAUGCGGCCAUUGAGGAGCUGCAGAGACAGAUCAAUGACAUCGUGCAGGACCUCGACCGCCUGAAAGAAGAACAGGCUUUGCAAAGAGUGUGUUUGAAGGGCACCAAGAUAAAUGGCAAGUGUUUCCUGGCCGACACAGUGAAGAAGUCCUACCACACGGCCAGCGAGGACUGCAACGCUCUCGGCGGCUACCUCGCCGCUCCCUCGUCGGCCGAUGAAAACGAUCAGCUGACCAAGUACAUCCAACAAAGCGUCGGUCCGGCUGAGCAAGUCUGGCUGGGCGUCAACGACAUGGUGACCGAGGGAACUUGGGCGAACCAGAGCGGCGACAGCAUCUCCUUCAAGAACUGGGACACGUCCAGCAGCCGGUCCCGCCAGCCGGACGGCGGCACGUCCCAGAACUGCGCCGUCCUCUCCGUGGCCGCCCAGGGGAAGUGGUCUGACGAGAAAUGCCGCGACGAAAACGCUUCUGUGUGUCAGUUCAACAUUGUGUGAGUGCAUGCAUGCACUCUGUAUGCACUAUAAUAAUCCCUAAACACUUGCUUCUGCUGCAGUGCCACUUUACCUUCUUUUUUGGAAAGAGCAGGAUUUGUCUCAAUUGGACACAUUUAUCACUCCCAUAAUAGUUCAUCAUUCAGAGUAGAUUUCGUCCCAACACAAAAGUGCGACACAAUAGAAUAAAAACGAUUAUUAUUUAACAUGAGCUGCUUCAAAAUAAUGCCAAGCAUUUUGGAGUUUAUUGCAAUUUGGGUGAUUUAAUUUGCAAGUGUACCUAAUGAAAUGGCCAGACCCCCCAUUUGAAUACACACAAGUGCAUAUAUAAUGCAUAUAUAUUCAUAAACUAGUUAAGAUCCACUCAUUUCCAACCUGUACUAUGCUGCGUUAUGUACUUCACUGACAAGUCUCACAUUGAGCCUGAAGAAUAUUCUCUUUUUUAACUUUUUGUUGGUUUUUUUCCUCCUUCCUUUUAAAAUAGCAAUGUUCCCAGUUUGCCAGUCUGAUGUCUAGUCGGAUGUAACCUGACAUAAAUAAAC